Durotheca rogersii is the source of this 4010-nucleotide messenger RNA. Its product is annotated as pre-mRNA-splicing factor rse-1. The transcript is spliced from 3 exons. The record is from RefSeq and is a predicted model, not a curated record. Gene Ontology annotation, molecular function: U2 snRNA binding; protein binding. Bases 190 to 3840 code for a protein of 1216 amino acids. Gene Ontology annotation, biological process: mRNA splicing, via spliceosome. Gene Ontology annotation, cellular component: U2 snRNP; nucleus. NCBI's taxonomy places the organism in Eukaryota, Fungi, Ascomycota, Sordariomycetes, Xylariales, Xylariaceae.
CGCAAGACUGCUAACAAUCAUAAUUCUCUGGGCUGAAGCCUCAAAUUUGCAGACCGUCAGAGCUUCUUCAUACACGCGACGCGAUCCUCCCAAGCUUGCAGGAUCUGCCCUGGCAUUGACCAAACAAGAAGGAAGUGAGAUAGAGAGACGAGAAGAGUCGCGCAGGCUUCCUGCGCACCUCCUGCGAAGAUGGCGACUACUUCUAAUAUGUUUCUCUACUCACUGACCAUACAACCUCCUACCACCAUAACACAAGCUAUCCUCGGUCAGUUUUCGGGCACGAAAGAGCAGCAGAUCAUCACUGCCUCCGGCUCGCGGCUCACGUUGCUUCGCCCCGAACCGUCCCAGGGCAAAGUCAUCACCCUGUUGUCCCACGAGAUUUUCGGCAUUAUUAGGUCCGUCGCCGCUUUUCGUCUAGCAGGAAGCAGCAAAGACUAUAUCAUCCUGGCCACCGAUUCCGGGCGCAUCGCGAUCGUUGAGUACAUUCCGCAGCAGAAUCGCUUCAAGCAGCAGAAACUUGAGACUUUCGGGAAGUCCGGGGUGCGCCGGGUUAUCCCAGGACAGUACCUCGCCUGCGAUCCCAAAGGCCGAGCAUGUCUCAUCGCGUCGAUCGAGAAGAAUAAGUUGGUUUAUGUUCUGAACCGAAAUGCCCAGGCCGAGCUUACUAUUUCUUCGCCUCUCGAAGCGCAUAAGCCGGGGACAAUCGUGCUAUCAAUGACGGCUUUGGAUGUCGGCUACGCGAAUCCCGUCUUCGCUGCGCUAGAGGUCGACUAUACCGAGGCGGACCAGGACUGUUCGGGUCAGGCCCUUGCUGAAGUUGAGACCCAGCUUGUCUACUACGAGCUAGACCUAGGCUUGAAUCAUGUCGUCAGAAAGUGGCAUGAACCGGUGGACCCGACUGCGUCGAUACUGUUCCAAGUACCCGGUGGCAAUGAUGGUCCCAGUGGCGUUCUAGUGUGUGGAGAGGAAAACAUCACUUAUAGACACUCAAACCAGGAAGCAUUCCGAGUCCCGGUGCCGAGAAGGAAAGGUGCCACCGAAGAUCCCCAGCGCAAACGAUCCAUCGUGUCCGGCGUCAUGCACAAGCUUAAGGGGAACGCCGGCGCCUUUUUUUUCCUUCUCCAAACGGAAGAUGGUGAUCUCUUUAAGGUCACCAUUGAUAUGGCCGAAGAUGAUGAUGGGAAUGCCACCGGAGAAGUGCGACGACUGAAAAUCAAGUAUUUUGAUACGGUCCCCGUCUCUACGAGCCUUUGUAUCCUCAAAAGCGGCUUCUUGUUUGUUGCCAGCGAAUUCGGAAACCACCAUUUUUACCAGUUUGAAAAGUUGGGCGACGAUGAUGACGAGCUGGAAUUUUCUAGCGACGACUUCCCCACAGACCCCCAGACGCCAUACAAACCCGCCUAUUUUUACCCGAGGCCAGCUGAGAAUUUGAGUCUCGUCGAAAGUAUCGAUUCCAUGAAUCCCUUGACCGAUUGCAAGGUUGCGAACCUGACCGGAGACGACGCACCACAAAUCUAUUCAAUCUGUGGCAGCGGUGCGCGAAGCACGUUCAGAAUCCUAAAACACGGUCUUGAGGUUAAUGAGAUUGUGGCCUCGGAGCUUCCUGGUGUCCCGUCCGCAGUUUGGACCACGAAGCUGAACCGUGAUGACCAGUACGACGCUUAUAUCAUUCUUUCGUUUAGCAACGGCACCCUGGUUCUGAGCAUCGGUGAGACCGUUGAGGAGGUUACCGACACGGGGUUUCUCUCGUCGGUUCCCACCCUCGCCGUCCAGCAACUUGGCGAGGACGGCCUUAUCCAAGUCCACCCCAAAGGUAUCCGGCACAUCGUCAGAGGGCGAGUGAACGAGUGGGAGGCCCCGCAGCACAGGUCUAUCGUUGCUGCCUCUACCAACGAACGCCAAGUUGCAGUCGCCCUAAGUUCGGGGGAAAUUGUUUACUUCGAGAUGGCCGACGACGGCUCGUUGGCCGAAUACGAUGAAAAGAAAGAGAUGUUCGGAACCGUCACCUGUUUGAGCUUGGGCGAAGUGCCUGAAGGCCGCUUGCGAAGCUCAUUCCUAGCCGUCGGGUGCGACGACUGCACUGUUCGAAUUCUAAGCCUGGAUCUCGAGUCUACGCUCGAGAGCAAGUCGGUGCAAGCUUUGACUGCCGCCCCAUCUGCGCUUUCCAUUAUGUCUAUGGAGGACUCGUCCUUUGGCGGCUCGACUUUGUACCUCCAUAUCGGCCUUCACUCCGGUGUCUAUCUCCGGACUGUCCUAGACGAGGUCACCGGAGAACUGACGGACACCCGCCAGAAGUUUCUCGGGCCUAAAGCCGUGCGGCUCUUCCAGGCGUCAGUCCAGGGCCACACCUGCGUGUUGGCGCUCAGCUCGAGGACUUGGUUGGGAUACUCGGACCCGAUUACCAAGGGCUUCAUGAUGACACCGCUCGACUAUAGCGACUUAGAGUGGGGUUGGAACUUCAGCAGUGAACAGUGCGAGGAGGGGAUGGUGGGAAUCCAAGGCCAAAAUCUCAAGAUCUUCUCCAUCGACAGGUUGGGAGAUACCCUCCUACAACAGUCGAUACCGCUCACAUAUACCCCCAAACGUCUCGCCAAACACCCCGACCAACCCUACUUCUAUACCAUCGAGUCCGACAACAAUACCUUACCACCCGAACUACGUGCGCAGCUUCUCGCUGACCCUGGCGUCGUUAAUGGAGACGCAGCCGUGUUGCCGCCUGAGGAGUUCGGAUAUCCCAAGGCCCGCGGUCGUUGGGCAUCGUGUAUCAGCGUCGUCGACCCACUCACGGAGAAGCGAGUCCUGCAAACGUUAGAUCUGGGGGAUAAUGAAGCCGCCGUCAGCAUGGCUACGGUCUCGUUCGCGAGUCAAGACAAUGAGACUUUCCUCGUAGUCGGUACUGGGAAGGAUAUGAUUCUUAAUCCCCGUCAGUUCACAUCGGGUUUUAUCCACGUCUACAGAUUCCGCGACAACGGCCGAGAGAUCGAAUUUAUUCAUAAGACCAAGGUAGAGGAGCCGCCGAUGGCAUUGGUCCAAUUCCAGGGUCGUCUACUAGCGGGAAUCGGCAAAACUCUUCGCGCCUACGAUCUCGGGCUGCGCCAGCUCCUCCGAAAGUCUCAAGCCGAGGUUGCCCCCCAGCUUAUUGUUUCGCUACAAACCCAAGGGAGCCGCGUCGUGGUCGGCGAUGUGCAACAGGGCGUGACUUAUGUCGUUUAUAAAUACGAAAGCAACAAGCUGAUACCAUUUGUCGACGAUACGGUGCCCCGCUGGACAAAUUGUACGGCCAUGGUCGACUACGAGUCGGUUGCUGGUGGGGACAAAUUCGGGAAUAUCUGGAUCGUGCGAUGCCCGCAAAAGGCGAGCGAGGAAGCCGACGAAGACGGCAGCGGAGCGCAUCUACACCAUGCCAGAGAAUACCUGCACGGUGCUAGUCACCGUGUGAGCCUAAUGGCCCACUUCUACACACAAGAUGUGCCCACGAGCAUAAGCAAGACCAAUCUCGUGGUUGGCGGGCAAGAUGUGCUCCUCUGGAGCGGUAUACAAGGAACCAUCGGCGUAUUCAUCCCGUUCAUCAGCCGCGAAGAUGCCGAUUUCUUCCAAAGUCUCGAAUCGCACAUGCGAACGGAGGAUGCGCCGCUCGCCGGAAGAGAUCAUCUCAUAUAUAGGAGCUAUUAUGCUCCUGUGAAAGGGGUAAUCGACGGGGAUCUAUGCGAAAGGUUUGCAUUGCUUCCGAACGACAAGAAGCAGAUGAUUGCGGGAGAAUUGGAUCGGUCGGUUAGAGAAAUCGAAAGGAAGAUAUCGGUAAGCGAGUUUUCUAACACCCCCUCCCCCCACCCCCUUUAGUCCACGGCCUCCAAUUGACAUUGGUCUAGGAUGUACGAACUCGAUCAGCAUUUUAGGGAGGGGCCAAUUAGCGGCAUGGCGCUUGGAGUCAAUGUAUGGAGUUCUGUGCUGUAUCUGCUAAAACAGACGCGUUCGAGUUCUCAUGUCGGAAUACCUCACAAAGCUAGUCG